Musa acuminata AAA Group (dessert banana) is the source of this 2482-nucleotide messenger RNA. RefSeq names its product serine/threonine-protein kinase-like protein At5g23170. Bases 1261 to 2340 code for a protein of 359 amino acids. Gene Ontology annotation, molecular function: protein kinase activity; ATP binding. The transcript has 2 exons. Lineage: Eukaryota; Viridiplantae; Streptophyta; Magnoliopsida; Zingiberales; Musaceae. The record is from RefSeq and is a predicted model, not a curated record. Gene Ontology annotation, biological process: protein phosphorylation.
AGGGGCCACGCCACGUGAGAUAUCCUUUUUGUCAUCGAUGUGGCCAACACUUUGCGAGCUGCUUAUAAGAAGCCCAGACUUUAAAGUGGAGGGAUGUAAAGCCAAUAAUUCUGUUUUAAGCUCAGAAAUUAACAUGAACCGAGAAUGAAUCGGGUCUGGUCGAUCGAUCUAAGCCGCCCUAAUGAACCGGUCCGGUAGCAUCUGUUUUCGAACCAGAUCGAUUGGGUGAUAUCCUUUUAGAGGGAAAUAAAUAAGAAUAAAGGCUGAUUCUUUAAUGGGAUCCAAACCCAGUGUGUCGGGAGGUGACAUGGCUCGCCUUCGUCCCUUCCGCCGCCUCCUCUCAUCCUGCUCUUUCCCAUCCCAUUGCAGCAACCCUCCGUAAGUAUUCUUCCAAUCUCUUUCCCUUUCCUUUCUUUCUUUAUCGAGGUGAAUCUUGUUUUUUGUAUACUUAUUUCCACACUCAGCAUGCAUGUUUCGUUUCAGUUUAUUUUCACUCCGUGUGCUUUUGUUUCUAAUUGCCGUUUGUUGGUUUGUUGCUGUUGCUGCCUUGGGCUUGCUUCUUAGGUGUGGAUUAUGAGUAGCAUUAGAUCAUCAUGUCACCUUUUCCUGUAAGCAAAAUCAGGUUGUGGGAUGAUGUUUGUCCUUUUAGCUUAAUAUCGUCUAUUGAGUUGUCUGUCCGAAUCACUAUACAGAUGCAGGAAGAGGAUCUAAUUCAAUUCCAUUUGAUAUGUCAUGUUCUUGGAGCUGCCUAAUUUCUGUGACCACUAAUUUAUCAUGGGAAUGACUAUAUAUAGGUCUACUUGUUUCUUAGUUUCUUCCUUUUGAAUUGGAAGUACUCACUAUGAUUGGUGUAGCCACGUUUUGAUGUUACUCUUUCCAGCUUUGAGGUUGCAGAGGAGUCUUGUCCUUCGAGCAAGGCCCUUUAAUAGAGAGAGCAUUUCCUCACCAUUCGGCCUUCGGGAAGAGGAGAUUGGUAACAGUUUGUGCUUCUUCGGAUCCUGAUGGAAAGGAUGGAAUCGGACCUGAGGCUGUGUCAGUGGAGAACCUCCCUCUGGAGUCGAAGCUGCAAAUGAGACUCGAGCAGAAGUUGAAGAUGAAGCUUGCCAACAAGAUACGGCUUCGGCAGAAGAGGCUCUUGCGCAAGCAGAGGAUGAGGAAGAAGAGGCGAUGGCCGCCUUCCAAGAUGCCUUUGCAGUUUGUCUCUCUUCUCUUCUCUUCUCUUUGGACAUUCCACCACGGCAAGAGAAGUAGUACAAACAGAUGGGAACAGAGAAGAGGAGCGAGAGAGAGAGAGAGAUCAGGAUGGAGGAGUUCAGCUACGAGGACAUCAAGACUGCAACAGGAAGCUUUGCUGUCGAGCAGUUGAUCGGUAAGGGAAGCCAUGGGAGUGUCUACAGAGGCAGGCUCAGAGGCGGACAGGUCGUGGCAGUGAAGAAGCCAUUGGGACCGAUUCAGUCCUCUAAAGAUGAAGCCAAUCUGGACAACGAGAUCGACAUCCUCGCUUCUGUGAAGAACCCAAGCAUCGUCGAGCUCAUUGGUGUCAGCCAGAGUCCUACCACCAAGCUGCUCGUCAUGGAGUUCAUGCACAAUGGCUCCCUCCAUGACCUCCUCCACUCGUCCCCGAGCCCGCCUUCGUGGCCUCGACGCGCACUCAUGGCUCUCCAGGCCGCUCGCGCCGUCCUUUCGCUCCACGAGACGUCGCCGGCGGUCAUCCACCGCGACAUCAAGUCAGCCAACAUCUUGAUGGACGGCGAAGGCAACGCGAAGCUGGCUGACUUCAGCCUCGCGGUGAGAGCCGACGGAUUUCGGCCACCCAACUCAACGGUGCCGGCGGGUACCAUCGGCUACCUGGAUCCGUGCUACGCCGAGUCCGGAAAGCUUGGCCCCGAGAGCGACGUGUUCAGCUUCGGGGUGGUCUUGUUGGAGCUCGUCAGCUCCAGGAAGGUGAUGGACAUGGAGCGCGAUCCUCCUUCGAUCGUCGCGUGGGCACUGCCGGUCAUAAGAGAUGGUCGACUUGCCGACGUCUGCGACAGGAGAGUAGCGUUGCCGGACUACACGAAGACGCCGAUCGCUCGUAUGCUAAGCGUAGCCGAGCGAUGCGUCGCAGAGAAGGUAGAGAGAAGGCCGUCGAUGGGAGAGGUUGUGAGAGAGCUGCAAGGGGUGGUGGAGUGCAUGAUGAUAUGGCCAUGGAUGAGGUUUAAGGUCUUCGAGAGUGUGCACAUGUGUGUCCGGGCAUGGAGGAGGUGUGCCAGGAAGAGGGUCACCACUACAACAAAGAUCGUUUGCAGGGAUCACUCGGUUGAUGGUGGGACUGAGGAGAUGGCCAUGGUGGAAAGAUGAAGCCAACUCUCUCCUUCUUGCUUGGGAGUGCUCAUUUCAGCAAGGAGGUGAUGCCUCUCGAACAUCACCAAUAGCAUUGUUUUGUGAUUGAAGGAGCCAUAAGAAUGUUUGAUUAUAUAUUCAAGAACAAGUUAUCACUCAA